UCUAAACGAAUAAUUUAUAGAAAUACUUUGAAAAGUUAUAUAUUUACUAAUAAAAAAUAUACAAUAAAUUAAUAACGCAAAAAUAGAAUUAUAGCAUAUUUAUCCAUGUAAUACUAAUAUAAAAGUUUCUAAUCUGACUAUUCAUGUAUGUCCGCAACUAUUUAACCGAGCAGGAAUUGGAUAUAAUCCAAAAUGGUUGCCAUUUGUUGUGCUUUCAAGUGAUUUUUGACUUAGUGUGUUAAUAAAUGCUGUAUAACAAUAUAAUUUUUCGAAAACAUGGAUGAUAAUAAUAGUGCACAAAAAAAAUCAGAUGAAGACAUCACGACGGGCCAUGGGGAUGAAACGGAAGAGGCCAAGUUUGCUAACCAAAGCCCUAAUAGCCUUGAACAAUCUAGUGAAAAAACCGAAAGUGAAGUUAGUGCAGUGAAAGACAUUGAGUUACAAAAUCAUGUUGACCACAGAGAAAGUACUGAGGAGAAUGUUAUUAAAAAUGUUAGGAGUGAUACAGAAAUGACUAAAGAUGAAGUUGGACUUUCAGAGGUUGAUAGCCAAGAUGAGUAUAAAAGUGAGAAAGGAGACACAGGAGAUACACUCAAAGAGGAAUCUUUGAGUCAGGAUUCAUUAAGUCUGGAAUCUAAAAACCACCAUAACCAAAAGCCUGAGUUCCACAAGGACGAUGACACUGAACCAGAUAACAAGGACAAAGAAAGUGAUAAGGAUGAUGAUAAAAAUAAGGAAGAUGAAAUUUCACCAGAGUUUGAGAAAGCUCCUAAUGUUUCUAUGGAUGAACCACAGGAAGAAGACCACACACAGGCAUUGGAUCCAUUUGAUGCUCUUCUCAAAGAUACAUCUUCAUUACCUGAAAAAUCAAAGACUGCCAGUUUAGAUGCAUCUAUUAACAUUGAUGAUGAGGAUGAUGAUAUCAAUGCUGAUGACAUUGAUGGGGACUUAGGAAAGGAAGCUGAAGAUGAUCAUGCAGGGCAAUCAAUUGAUGACAGCAAUGUGUCAGGAAUAGCUGAAGAGCCUGGUGCUGAUGAAGAGGUGUGCUUAUUACCAGACACCGAGCGGGAAAUCUCAGAAGCAGACAAAGCUGAAGCUGAAAAAGUAUUAGCAGAAAAGAGGAAACAGGCUGAAGCUGAAGCUGCAUCACUAGCAGUACCCAAACAGGAGCAUGAACCCAAUGCUGAAGCUAAUUCUGAUGAAACACCUGUUGAUAAUGCGGAUCAAAUUGAAGCAGCUGAAGAUCCUGCACAGGAAAAUGGAGAUAAAGACAAUGAACAUGAUGAAAGUAUAGAUACAGAAGAAUCCACAGUUACUAAUAUUAUUCAGGAGAGUGCUCCCACUGAAGGGAAAUGUGUACAAUGCACUACAGUAAAGCCAUGCUACUUCCGAUUUACAAAAAAAGGAGAUACUAUGUUGCUGUGCAGUGAAAUGUGUGAAUCAAGAUAUGAAACUCAAAAUCCAGGACAAUAUAAGAUAACCCAAAAAAAAUAUUUAAUUGAAGAAAUCGUUCCUAACUAUUUAUCAUGUUCAGAGUGUGAGGAAAUGAAAGUUUGUUAUUUCUAUUACAAUUACGACGGCGAAGACACGAAUUAUUGUUCUCUAAGUUGUUUAUACAGUAUGAUGGCCGAUGAGAGAGAAAAGUAUACAUAUAAACGAAGAAAAAUAGUCGCACAAGAGGUUGAACCAGUUGAAGGUCAAUGCUGUGUUUGUAAUCAGAUGAAAAACUGUAAAUUCACGAUAACUAAGUAUGGGGAAAAACUUUUAAUUUGCGAAGCAAAUUGUAUUCACACUCUGAAUUCAGAAGAACAAGGCAGGUAUAUUCUUAAAAUGCUUAGGCCUGUUAGAAAGCAACCAACAAGAAAAAAAGCAAACCCACCUCUGUUAAAAUUGAAGGUUAUCAGCAAUGCCACAGACAAGUACUUAGAUGAAGCAUAUAAAAUUCAAGCAAAAACACCUGCCAUGGUUCAAGCCGCUAGGGAAGAAAGGGAUAGAACAUUUUUACGUAAAUGUACCUAUUGUUAUAUGUUACUUGAUGUAAAUGAGAAAAUGUUGGUUUGGGAGACAAUGGACUUUUGUGGUGAAGUGUGUUUAGGACGAUAUCAGAAUAAAAUUGGAUCUAGAUGUGCAAACUGUAAGAAUCCAGUGCUGCAUACAAGCUUGGGAAAAUAUUGUGUCAGAUUUGGUUAUGACAUCCGACAGUUUUGUAAUUCGGCAUGUUUAGAAGAGUUUAAGAAAGGAUUGAAGAUAUGUUGUUAUUGUCAAAGAGAUAUCUCCUCUGGUCACCAAGGUUUUCUGGCUCCUGUUGGUGAUAAAGGCCAAUUCAAAGACUUCUGUUCUCAAAACUGCAUGGGAAAGUUUGAUCAGAUGAGUAAGAAUCCAAUACCGCAGGCGGUGUGGGCGAAGUGCGCGGUGUGUUCUUUAGAGAAGGCCACAACGAUUGAGGUUGAAGUUUCCGAAGAAGUAACACAGAGAUUAUGUUCAGAUCCAUGUUUUGCUGCAUUUAAAUUUGUAAAUAAUAUAUUUCCAGAUCAGUGUCGAUGGUGUAAAAAGUACUUUGAAAGAAAAUUGACAAAAUGUUUUUCGAUAUAUGACGACACAGAGGCGAUAUGUUUUUGUUCAAAGUCCUGUCUAAACGUGUAUAUAAGUAACACUCGACACAUAGUUCCCUGCAGUUGGUGUAAAGUGAAAAAAUACAACUUUGAUAUGAUAAAGCGGAUACCGGCAAGCGGACAAGCAGUGUUGAUGUGUUCUCUUAAUUGUUUGAAUCUCUACCAAGUUUCCAUAAAUGCUGUAUCAUCGAGAAGGACCAAAUGUGACCUGUGUAAAAGAACGUCAUUAGCUCAAUACCAUUUGACAAUGUCUGAUGCGACAGUUCGAAACUUUUGCACGUAUCAAUGCGUCAUGUCAUUUCAGGGUCAGUACUCAAAGCACACACCUCCACUACUCCCCGGCGAGUCAAUCGAUCAACAGAAAGCGGUCCCGACAGGCGCACCGAGGCGAAAUUACAAUGCUUCUGGGAAAAAUAAUACACAACGAACAGCCAGUGAAGGUUUACCAGUAAUCUCAAACGUGCAAUCUCUGGCCAGUCCGAGUCCCUCUGUGGCCAUCACCCGCGGCAAGUCCAAGCGGCUCGCCCAGCCCCCGCCCGCAGCCGCGCCCCCCGCCGCUCCCCCCACCCCGCCGCCGCCUCCUGCGCCACCCACACCGCCGCCCCCGCCCCCGCCCAAGGUCUACAACCACGUCAUCGUCAAAACGCUACCUCCUCGAGAGGUGGCCAACAAAGGGACCAUGUCGAAGCCGAUGAUGGUUUCCAAAGGGGUCUCAUGUCGACCCCAUCCCUGUACGAAGGAGUGCCAGACAGACUCGAGCUUAGAACGAAAAGUUUUGAUCCCUGUCCCGGUUCCGAUAUAUGUGCCGGUGCCGUGCGUCAUGUGGUCUCUGCCGUUCCCUGUCCCCGUACCCAUUCCCAUUCCGGUACCCACUCCGGUCUUCAUUCCGACGACGAGGAACUCCGCUAAAGGAAUAAUGAAGGAAAUAAACAAGAUACACGACAAGAUGCCCACAGAUCCAUUUGAAGCGGAGUUGUUGAUGAUGGCUGAAAUGGUAGCCGGGGAUAAGAAGAAAGAUCAAAGUGAUUCAGAUACUGAUGACGAUAAUGCGGAAGAAGGAUUCAGCCCCGUAGCAGGCAUGGACGGUAAUAAUGCUUUCGGAGAGGACAUGCUGCAGAUGGCUUUAAAAAUGGCCACGGAAUACGAAGAUCAACCGGUAGACUUAGAAUCUGCAAUGACAGCUAACACUAUCACUCCGAGCUCACAUCCCGGAAUGCCUGGUCUAGAGGGUGACGGCAUGCACCACCACCACCUGAUGGUGAUGGAGCAGCAGCGGGCGGUGGCGGCGCUGCGUGCGGCGGGCGGCGCGGCCCGCAAGCGAGUGCCCGCGCCCGCCGCGCCCCCCGCCGCGCGCCCGCAGCGCUCCGGCAAGAGGCGCCGCGCCGACCCGCCGCCGCCGCAGCCCGACCCGCCCAGGGAACCCGCAGAGAAACCUGACGCCAACAUGUGCCUCAAGUACACGUUCGGCGUGAAUGCGUGGAAACAAUGGGUGAUGACGAAAAAUGCCGAAAUCGAGAAAAGUUCGAUACGACGGAAACCUUUUAAAUCGGAGAUACUGCAGCUAACUGCAGAUGAACUGAACUACUCCCUGUGUCUGUUUGUGAAAGAAGUGAGGAAACCGAACGGCAGCGAGUACGCUCCCGACACUAUUUAUUAUUUGGUUUUAGGUAUACAGCAAUAUUUGUUUGAAAAUGGUAGAAUAGACAAUAUAUUUACAGAUCCGUACUACGAAAAAUUUACGGAUUGCUUAGACGAAGUCGCUAGGAAAUUUUCAGUAUUGUACAACGAUUCACAAUACAUAGUCACACGUGUAGAAGAAGAACACCUAUGGGAAAGUAAACAGUUGGGAGCACACUCGCCACAUGUACUGCUAUCCACAUUGAUGUUUUUUAAUACGAAACAUUUUAAUUUAGUGACCGUAGAGGAGCACAUGCAGCUGUCGUUCUCUCAUAUAAUGAAACAUUGGAAAAGAAAUCCUAAUCAACCUGGCCAAGCAAAGAUACCGGGCUCAAGAAAUGUGUUAUUGCGUUUCUAUCCUCCACAAUCAGCAUUAGAAGCAAAUUCAAGAAAAAAGAAAGUAUAUGAACAACAAGAAAAUGAAGAAAAUCCACUUAGAUGUCCUGUAAAACUAUACGAAUUUUAUAUUUCGAAAUGCCCAGAGUCCGUGCGCACGCGGAAUGACGUAUUCUACCUGCAACCUGAGAGGUCCUGCGUUCCUGACUCGCCAGUUUGGUAUUCCACGCAGCCGCUCGGAAAGAACGCCCUCGCUAAAAUGCUGCAUAGAGUGAAGAUGGUCAAAGAAAUCAAUAUCGCUCUUCUCACUAGCUAAGACCAUAUCCGACAAUACAAUUUUUGGCGUACCAUAGUGCUCCGAUACGAUCUCGGCGACAUCUCUGCAUUUGGUUCAGUGGUCGUAUCUCUCUCUGGAACCCUGUGUUGUGACAAAAUCAGGACUUUGUACAUUUUUACAUUUUUUAUAUCAAUCCAACAAUGACUAGCAAAAAAUACGGUAUUAAGUUAUGUUUUUAUAAUGUUGGAAUGUUUUAGAUGUAAGAUAUACUGCGCGGGACUGUUUUAAUAUGUACAGUUUGAAUAGAAUAAAAUAAUAUCACAUUUAGUUUUGUUUAAGUAAUUUUAGUUUCGUGUAAGAUUAUUGUUUGUCUUCACAUUAGGAUUCUGUUAGUUGUCUGUCAAUUUAGGUUCCUUUAAAACUGUAUAUACGCAUAGCGGUUUCAUGAAUCAUGUGAUUUAAAAGGGAGGUUUUUUUUGCAAUGUUUUUCUCUAUCCUUCAGUGCCAGACGAAUGAAUUCUACUAAAAUUAAUAUUACGAAAUUGUAAUGUCGGUAUAUACUAAUAUAUAUGAAUAGUUUAUAAGCUAAAAAUUCCAUAUUUUUGUGUUUAGGAAAUUACUUUUAUUUUAUUUUAGCGUUCAUUCUAUUACGGGAAUAAUUAGUUAUCUUAAAGUUCUCGCAAAUAGGAAUCUUAUUAAACUAAUAUUAUAGUUUAGAGAAAGAGUCAGAUUCGUAUUAUAUUUUUAAGUAAAAAUGCGUCAGCUAUUAUUUAGGUUAACUGCUGUGUAAAAAGAGUAUUGAUUCUAUA
Bombyx mandarina (wild silkworm) is the source of this 5711-nucleotide messenger RNA. RefSeq names its product zinc finger protein without children (gene woc). NCBI's taxonomy places the organism in Eukaryota, Metazoa, Arthropoda, Insecta, Lepidoptera, Bombycidae. The record is from RefSeq and is a predicted model, not a curated record.